Osmia bicornis bicornis is the source of this 981-nucleotide messenger RNA. RefSeq lists its product as uncharacterized. The transcript has a single exon. Bases 1 to 981 code for a protein of 326 amino acids. Lineage: Eukaryota; Metazoa; Arthropoda; Insecta; Hymenoptera; Megachilidae. The record is from RefSeq and is a predicted model, not a curated record.
AUGAUUAUGCAGGAACUGUGGCAAUUAGGCUUAGGUUGGGAUGAAUCCAUAUCGCAAGAUCCGCAUGGAAGAUGGACUCAGUUUCGAAGUAUGAUUAGGGAAUUGGAAGGAUUAAAGAUUCCCCGGUGCGUUUUACACACUGCUCACUUUGAAUCGGUCGAGAUACAUGGGUUCUCUGACGCGUCCGAAAAGGCAUACGGCGCUUGUGUAUACAUUCGGCAGGUAGCGGAGUCAGGUACUUGGAUGACACACUUAUUGUGUUCUAAAUCGAGGGUGGCUCCAUUGAAGGUAGUUACCUUACCACGACUGGAACUAUGCGGGGCAGUGCUGCUAGCACAAUUGAUGAGUAAGAUGAAGGAAUCGUUUCAAUUCUCAUUUGACAAUGAAUAUUAUUGGUCGGACUCUACAAUUACAAUCGCAUGGAUACGCGGAUUAGCAACGCGUUGGAAAACAUUCGUCGCGAAUAGGGUCGCAGAAAUUCAGAGAUUAACAAGUACUCAAUGGAGGCAUGUGGGUUCACAUGACAAUCCCGCUGACCUCAUAUCACGUGGGUCCACACCUUCGGCUCUAUUAAAUAAUAAUUUGUGGUGGUUCGGUCCGGAAUGGCUCGCAGGAGACAAAGCACAGUGGCCAUCGGCGAUAGAGGAGAAAAUAGACUUACCAGAAGAGAGGACGCCAAAAACAGCGAUGACGAUAUCGAGAAAUAGGGACUUUGACAUAUUUAAUAGAUUUUCAAGCUACACUCGAUUAGUGCGUGUCAUAGCACACUGUCUAAAAUUCAUUAACAAGGGUCGAAAAGAGUUAGACAGUUGUAACGAAGGUUCAAAUCUUUCAUUGGCCGAGUUACAACGUUCAGAAGAACGGCUAUUACAUAUCGCACAACGAGAAAUAUUUUCGGAUGAACUGACGGCAUUAAAAACAAAGGGCACGGUUAGCGGGUCCAGUUCUUUGGCAUCACUGCAACCAUUUUUUGGACGAUAA